Molecule: messenger RNA, 630 nt
Organism: Beauveria bassiana ARSEF 2860
Lineage: Eukaryota; Fungi; Ascomycota; Sordariomycetes; Hypocreales; Cordycipitaceae
Product: CCAAT-binding protein subunit HAP3
Exons: 4
Coding region: 1-630 (209 amino acids)
Biological process (GO): regulation of transcription by RNA polymerase II
Cellular component (GO): CCAAT-binding factor complex; nucleus
Molecular function (GO): RNA polymerase II cis-regulatory region sequence-specific DNA binding; protein heterodimerization activity; DNA-binding transcription activator activity, RNA polymerase II-specific
Source: RefSeq, a predicted model, not a curated record
AUGUCGGAGCCCGCUCAAUCACCACCCAAGGAUGCCGAGCAACCUGUUCAAUCCCCUGGCGACGAGGGACAAAUGGACGACUCCCAGGAUCCCACUGGCGCCUACGACUUUGACGGCGUCAAGGAACAAGAUAGAUGGCUGCCUAUUGCUAAUGUUGCCCGAAUCAUGAAGAAUGCACUGCCUGACAAUGCCAAGAUUGCCAAAGAAGCAAAGGAAUGCAUGCAGGAAUGUGUAAGCGAGUUCAUCUCCUUUAUUACUAGCGAAGCUUCGGAAAAAUGUCAGCAAGAGAAGCGCAAGACUGUCAACGGCGAGGAUAUCCUGUUCGCCAUGACAUCGCUCGGAUUUGAGAAUUAUGCCGAGGCCCUGAAGGUGUAUCUCUCCAAGUACCGAGAGCAACAAAAUGCGACCAACCGUGAGCGCGCCGCGGAGAAUAUUCCAUGGGGUAGCUCCGCAGCGGGCGGCGACCGGCCAGGAAGUGCCGGUCCCGCGACUGCUGGUUCCAACACUGGAGAGUUUGCCGAGGGCGCAAGCACCGCCGAGCCGUCGGCCGACCCCAAUUACAUGUACAGCUCCGGUGGCACUGCACACAACGGGUCUGCCCCAGCUACCGGCUCUGCUGAGGGUUACUAG